This is a messenger RNA of Vittaforma corneae ATCC 50505, 501 nucleotides long. RefSeq lists its product as uncharacterized. The record is from RefSeq and is a predicted model, not a curated record. The transcript has a single exon. Lineage: Eukaryota; Fungi; Microsporidia; Nosematidae.
UUGAAAGUUUCAUACGAAGCACUCGCACAAACAUUCAUGCAUCUAAAAUGGCUGUUUCUGGUACUCGCCACUUUGAUUGAUGGAAAAGUAGCUUAUAUCAAUAACAACGAAGAAGCAGCAAUUAAAAGGGCUGUUGAGAAAGCUGUUCACAACCUGACAGACGAGGAGCUUAUGGUUCGAAAUGCGGUCAAAGAUGAGGGAUACGAAAUCUCUCCAUGGGGAAUUACAGUAAUAAUACGUGAGAAUUGUUAUUGGAGUAAAACAAUGCUUAAGUACCUAGAUGACAGAGAUGUCAAGUAUAAUCUUAUUGUGGCAAAGGAUAUGGACUCAAUGACGGACCUAUUGCAUACAAUGAGACACGUCAAAAGAAAGUUCCCAGCCGUAUAUGUCGAUGAUAUGUACGUUGGCGGAUAUGAGAAGGCACUGAACGACAGCAAUUUCAAUGAAUGGGUAAACAAUAAAGGUAUUGAGAAUGGCCUAGAAAAAGACAGCGUAGUUUAA